AUGAGCGCCGGAGGUACAAUAGGGGCGAAUAGAGGAAGGUCAUCAAGUGCGUCUGGAUCCUCGAGGGGUGGAGGGAAUAUUGAGACCCCAGUUGGUCUAGGUGGCUUAUUUGCAGGCGGCGUUCCAACGCUUAAGAGUAGGGGUGGUAUUGGAACCGGCAGAGAGAACAAUAAGGCUUUGGCAGUGCCACCCGAACUACCAGGUGCACGUCCAAGAGCAACAAGUGCUGUUAAUUCAACGAAUCGAUCAAACCCAAAUGCACCUCCUCCACCCAAUCGAAAUUCACAGCCUAUACAAAGAUCGCAAUCACCACAACCUCAAAAACCUCGUCAAGUAUUACCUACUAAUAUAAUCGAUAACCAGCGAUCAUUAACAGCAGUUUUACCGACCAACGGAACACACAAUAUUCCUCGAAAUCCAUUGGGUCAACUUAUACAAUCUGUAGCAUUUGCGCCACAAGAACCCCCAACAACAGAAGGACGAUGGUCUUUUCAUCCAUCUUCUGAUUUUCCUGCCCCUCGUCCUUUCAUUAAUUCUGAAAAAUUAUAUCCAUCUGGUGCUUCUUCAGGAAGUUCAAUCCCAUUAGAAUUAUCUUCACUAUCCAUACAAGCAAAUCCACAACGUGCUCCGCCGCCACCACCAGGUGUUGGGCGUAAAAGAUGA
Messenger RNA from Ambispora gerdemannii, 663 nucleotides. The record is from the annotation of a GenBank genome assembly. NCBI's taxonomy places the organism in Eukaryota, Fungi, Glomeromycota, Glomeromycetes, Archaeosporales, Ambisporaceae.